CCACGCUGAAGGCUCUGGCGGUGCUCAGCCUGCUGGCGGGCGCGCUGGCGCUAGCCGAGCUGCUGGGUGCGCCGGGGCCCGCGCCCGGCCUGGCCAAGGGCUCGCACCCGGUGCACUGCGUCCUCUUCCUGGCGCUCUUCGUGGUCACCAACGUCCGGUCUCUGCAGGUGCCCCAGCUGCAGCAGGUCGGCCAGCUGGCAUUGCUCUUCAGCCUCACCUUCGCGCUGCUCUGCUGCCCCUUCGCGCUGGGCGGCCCCGCUGGGGAUCCCGCGGUCACCUUCGUGUCCUAUGCGCUGCUGCCUGUGCGCAGCCUGCUGGUUAUCGGAUUCGGGCUCGUGGUGGCCGCCUCACACUUGCUGGUCACAGCCACCUUGGUCCCCGCCAAGCGCCCACGUCUCUGGAGGACGCUCGGUGCCAACGCUCUCUUGUUUGUGGGCGUGAACAUGUACGGCGUCUUCGUGCGGAUCCUUACCGAGCGCUCGCAGAGGAAGGCAUUCCUACAGGCCCGGAGCUGCAUUGAGGACCGGCUGCGACUGGAGGAUGAGAACGAGAAGCAGGAGCGGCUCCUCAUGAGCCUCCUGCCCCGGAACGUUGCCAUGGAGAUGAAGGAGGACUUCCUCAAGCCCCCGGAGAGGAUUUUCCACAAGAUUUACAUCCAGAGGCACGACAAUGUGAGCAUCCUGUUUGCAGACAUCGUUGGCUUCACAGGCUUGGCAUCCCAGUGCACAGCCCAGGAGCUGGUGAAACUCCUCAAUGAGCUCUUUGGAAAGUUCGACGAGUUAGCCACGGAGAACCACUGUCGUCGCAUCAAGAUCCUGGGGGAUUGUUACUACUGCGUGUCAGGUCUCACCCAGCCCAAGACUGACCACGCCCACUGCUGCGUGGAGAUGGGGCUUGACAUGAUCGACACCAUCACGUCUGUGGCCGAGGCCACUGAGGUGGACCUGAACAUGCGCGUGGGGCUGCACACCGGUCGGGUCCUCUGUGGUGUCCUGGGCCUGCGCAAGUGGCAAUACGAUGUGUGGUCCAACGACGUGACCCUAGCCAAUGUCAUGGAAGCCGCUGGCCUGCCAGGGAAGGUUCACAUCACAAAGACAACCUUAGCGUGCCUGAAUGGAGACUAUGAGGUGGAGCCGGGUUAUGGACAUGAGAGGAACAGUUUCUUGAAAACUCACAACAUUGAGACCUUUUUCAUUGUGCCAUCCCAUCGGCGGAAGAUAUUUCCAGGCCUGAUUCUGUCGGAUAUCAAGCCUGCCAAGAGGAUGAAGUUCAAGACUGUGUGCUACCUGCUGGUGCAGCUCAUGCACUGCCGGAAGAUGUUCAAGGCUGAGAUCCCCUUCUCCAAUGUCAUGACCUGUGAGGAUGAUGACAAGCGGAGGGCACUGAGAACUGCCUCGGAGAAACUCAGAAACCGCUCAUCCUUCUCUGCGAAUGUGGUCCAAACCACGCCCGGCACGCGUGUCAACAGGUACCUCAGCCGCCUCUUGGAAGCCCGCCAGCCGGAGCUGGAGCUUGCUGAUCUGAACUUCUUCACCCUGAAGUACAAACAUGCCGAGCGGGAGCAAAAGUACCACCAGCUUCAGGACGAGUAUUUCACCAGCGCCGUCGUCCUCGCCCUCAUCCUGGCUGCCUUAUUCGGCCUUGUCUACCUUCUGGUAAUCCCACAGAGCCUGGCCGUCCUGCUCCUGCUAGUGUUCUGCAUCUGCUUCCUGGUGGCGUGUGUCCUGUACCUGCACAUCACUCGGGUCCAGUGUUUUCCAGGGUGCCUGACGAUUCAGAUUCGCACCGUGCUGUGUAUUUUCAUCGUGGUCUUAAUCUACUCAGUAGCCCAAGGUUGUGUGGUGGGCUGCCUCCCCUGGGGUUGGAGCCCCAAGUCCAACAUUUCCCUGGCGGUCAUCUCGUCUGGGAGCCGACACCCUGUGCUGCCUGCUCUGCCCUGUGAGUCCACGCACCAUGCCCUGCUCUGCUGCCUGGUGGGCACCCUCCCGCUCGCCAUCUUCCUGCGGGUGUCCUCUGUGCCAAAAAUGAUCCUGCUGUCUGGGCUCACCACGUCUUACAUCCUGGUCCUGGAGCUCAGCGGGUACACCAAGGCUGGGGGCGGCGCCAGCUCGGGACGCAGCUAUGAGCCCAUCCUGGCCAUUCUGCUGUUCUCGUGUGCACUGGCCCUGCACGCACGGCAGGUGGACGUCAGGCUGCGGUUGGACUACCUCUGGGCCGCGCAGGCAGAAGAGGAGCGAGAUGACAUGGAGAGAGUGAAGCUGGACAACAAGCGGAUCCUCUUCAACCUCCUGCCAGCCCACGUGGCCCAGCACUUCCUCAUGUCCAAUCCCCGGAACAUGGACCUUUACUACCAGUCCUACUCCCAGGUGGGUGUCAUGUUCGCCUCCAUCCCGAACUUCAAUGACUUCUACAUUGAGCUGGAUGGCAACAACAUGGGUGUGGAGUGUCUGCGGCUUCUUAAUGAGAUCAUCGCUGACUUCGAUGAGCUCAUGGAGAAAGACUUUUACAAGGACCUAGAGAAGAUCAAGACCAUUGGGAGCACCUACAUGGCUGCAGUGGGACUGGCGCCCACAGUGGGGACCAAGGCUAAGAAGUCUAUCUCCUCCCACCUGAGCACGCUGGCCGACUUUGCCAUUGAGAUGUUUGACGUCCUGGAUGAGAUCAACUACCAGUCUUAUAACGACUUCGUCCUCCGUGUUGGCAUCAACGUCGGCCCCGUGGUGGCUGGGGUGAUUGGCGCGCGCAGGCCGCAGUACGACAUCUGGGGGAACACGGUCAAUGUGGCUAGUCGAAUGGACAGCACCGGCGUCCAGGGCAGAAUCCAGGUGACAGAGGAAGUCCACCGGCUGCUGAGAAGGUGCCCCUAUCACUUUGUGUGCCGCGGCAAGGUCAGCGUCAAGGGCAAGGGAGAGAUGCUGACCUACUUCCUGGAAGGCAGGACUGAUGGGAACAGCCCCCACAUCAGGUCUCUGCACCCUGAGAGGAAAAUGUGUCCUUAUGGGAGAGCUGGCCUCCAGGGCAGACGCCCUCCUGGGGCCGGUCUCCCGCUUGGGGCCGGGUUCCCCCCACACCCCCCUGGCCAGUACCUGCCUUCUGCAGCAGCUGGUGGGGAGGCUUAGCAGAGCCACACUGGCCGCUGGGGGGCACACAGGGCUAGCAUGCUCAGAGGCCACAUGGGCCACGGUGGCUCCAACCAGACCACCGAACCAGCAGAGUGGAGCCAGGGCUGGCUGAAGGAGGGGUACUGUCCAGGCAUGGCCUGAGGCCAGCAACUGGGCAGAAUCAACAGGGCAUGAUUCGCUGGGGAUGGCACAUCUGCAUGGACAUUGGAUUGGGCGUCCCCCUCCCCAUUGAUGGCGUUGGGCUCGUCUUUUCCCAGCAGUCCUGCUCACAUUGGGCCAAGGACCUUCAGAACGUCUCCCGGGGUUAAGGCAGGGGCUGUGAGGUCUGUGGGCAGAGCAGCGGAGGAGCUGCUGAGAGCAUGGCAGGUGGGCAGCUCCAGCCUGGGCAGUGGCUUCAGGGGCAGCGUGGGCAGGCAGUGCAGGGUUGCUGGGGCUGCCCAUGGCAUGGCACGGCUGAGUUGGUCGGGUUCUUACUGCAUGGGAAUGAGUGACUCAGCUGUCCUUGAGAGCCGGAGGCGGGUCUUCUGGCGUCCCUGGACUCUGCGGCCCACGUCCGUCAUCGUGGCCAGCUCUGGCGGCUGUUCCACUUGUUCUUCCCUGGCUGAUGGCUCCUGCUCCUAUACAUGCCUCUUCCUGCACUGUGACGUAUUUGUUUGAAGGCGAAGAGGGACAGCGCUUCUAGGAUGUUGAAAGCACAUGACGCUCAACCAUGAACCAGCUUUCUUCAUGACAGUCCAGCCCUCCUGAUGGGGUGUUUCAGAGUUAGCUUAGGGCUGUGGGUCAAGGUGUCUCCGCUGCAGUUUGCAGGGCAUGUCACUGUGGGUGAUAUUGUCAACAUCAGGAAAGCUCCCACCUGCACUUCUGGACGAUCUCAGUGAAGAAGACCAAGGCUGAGGGCAGACAGGGGUCUGGCAGGAAUGAUCGGAGGGACUGGCGAAGAAUGGCCUGGGGGAGGCCUGAAAUGUGAGAUCUGAGACCUUGGUCACAGGGAGGGGGCAGCUGGAAAAAGGGACAGUCUAGGUGGACAUGCUGGGGGCAAGGGGUGAUCCCAGAACCCUCUGCUCUGAAAUGUGGCUGGAAAGGUUUCUGAGGACAGCAGGUGAGACCUGGGCUGCCUCUGCUCAUAGCCAGCAGGCAUGGAGUCCCUUUCCUUAUCACUCCCCAAGGGCUCCGCCCCCUUCCUGGUGGUCCUGACUUUUCAGAAUCAGAGCCCAGAUUUCCCUCCCUAGACCUAAGUGUGGGGCCUGGCACGGUGAGCAGUGGCAUCCUCUGGCUGCUCCCACCAUGGCCUCCUACAUGGGGAACGUUCAGCUCAGCUCAGCCAUAUGGCCACCCUGGCGUUGUGGAGAUCUUAGCAACAAUAGAUGAGACCAGACCCCAUGACUUUGCAGGACACCAGCAAGGUGACCCCUGGGGCAGGCCUCUAGCUCAUCCUAUGCUGGCAAUGGCGGCUCCAGCUGAGCUGGGAGACAGGACAGAGGCGGGCAGGUGGAUGGCUGUGCACAAGGUCCCUGUUUACCCAGAGGCGGCCGUGGGCUGCAGGCGGCUGGCUACAGCUAAGAGGGGGGGCACCAUCCA
Molecule: messenger RNA, 4700 nt
Organism: Tupaia belangeri chinensis (Chinese tree shrew)
Lineage: Eukaryota; Metazoa; Chordata; Mammalia; Scandentia; Tupaiidae
Gene: ADCY1
Product: adenylate cyclase 1
Exons: 20
Coding region: 444-3119 (891 amino acids)
Biological process (GO): intracellular signal transduction; cAMP biosynthetic process; adenylate cyclase-activating G protein-coupled receptor signaling pathway
Cellular component (GO): plasma membrane
Molecular function (GO): adenylate cyclase activity
Source: RefSeq, a predicted model, not a curated record